AUGUAUAAGAAACUGACCGCCUCGACCGCCACCCUCGCCGAUAAGGACCCCCGUGACAUUAGUAACAAUGGCUUCAACCGCUUUGACCCCAAGUAUGUGAGUAUUGGCCCGAAGGCCGUUCGAACCUCAAGCAACCAAACGAUGGUCAAUUUGAACAAGUGUGCCACUCUACGAGCUCACGGCCGAUACGCAAGCGGAGGACGAGGCACUAGUCCAAGUCCCCACCUGAAGAGCGUCCAACAGCCCAUGGUUGCCCAUUCUCAGUUCAACAAACCGCAGACUCAACACACUCAACUGCAAGAUAAACCAGAACGCCAGGCAACGACUCAACCCAAGUUGAACAUCUCAACCGUCUCCAAAGACUACAAUCAAUCGUACUCGUGUGCUACGUUGCCCUACAAGAAGCCCAGUGGAUUCGCCGAUGGACCAACUACGUCCAUCUUGAAAAAGGAGAGUAACCUUGACAGCAAGCAUCAACAUCCGACCGUCUACAGCAUCGACACCUCUCAUCAUCAGCCGGCACCUCAGCCAACUCAACACCACCGGUCUCUAUCUAGCACCAAUCAACUCUACCACGAAACGGGAGCAGGAUCGACUUUCGCUAGCCCACCGCCAUCAUCCGCGUCAACGGCUACCACCAAGAGCAACAUUUCGAUCAUCAACCAACCACUGCCAGAGAUUCCGACCGCGGCUCAGCAAAACAGCAGCAGCCUGAAGAACAAUCAACAGCCGCUCUGUGCCGCCACGCUCAAUCAGUACCGUUCGCUGCAACGACCGAGCAAGCAGAGCUCGCUCAGCGUCAAAGAAGUAACACCACCGAUGCUGCCGCCGAAGAACCGCCACAAAGACGAAUCCCUGUACCAAUCCCGGACCUCGUCGGUCUCCUCCAGCACCGGCAGACCUCAACAACCAUUACCUCAACCUCCCUCGCACCAGUCGUCUUCAUCGUCUCUGCAGUCCUACGGUCACGUCGUCAGUGCCAGCGGCAAGACUAACUUCAACGCCAUUCAGCUCCAAUUGCAGAACCAGCUGCACUUCAAGCAGUACCAUCAACUGACCCAACAACCCUGGCAGCGGGAACAGCUCUCCAUGCAGCAGCAACAUGCGGCAGCAAGCGGCUAUCAGACGCACGACUCCCGGUACGAACAGAAGUCCAACCGCAAUCGAUCCAACAAGAACCCGAACGUGUACUACCGAUCGCUGCAGCGCGGAGGACUACAGGCCAACAAUGAUCUCUACUCGGUGACGGAAUUGUGA
Molecule: messenger RNA, 1257 nt
Organism: Aedes aegypti (yellow fever mosquito)
Lineage: Eukaryota; Metazoa; Arthropoda; Insecta; Diptera; Culicidae
Exons: 4
Coding region: 1-1257 (418 amino acids)
Source: RefSeq, a predicted model, not a curated record